AUGCUGUCCCUGAACUGGGACAUGUGUCUGGCAGAGGGACUCAUGACCUCUAGGAUCUUUCUUUUGCUGUUUGAGCUCUGGGUACUUCUGGCUCCUGUACAGUGUUUUCAAGGCCGCCCCUCAUGGCAUUACAUGUCAUCAGAGGUGGUGAUUCCUCGGAAGGAGGCCCACCAUGGCAAGGGCCUUCAGGCACCAGGCUGGCUUUCUUAUAGUUUGCAUUUUGGGGGCCAGAGGCAUGUUAUCCACCUUCAGAGAAAAAAAAUUCUUUGGCCCAGACACUUGCUAGUGAUGACUCAGGAUGACCAAGGAGCCUUGCAGAUGGACUACCCUUUCAUCCCUUCAGAUUGCUACUACCUUGGCCACCUGGAGGCGUUCCCUCAAUCCAUGGUCACUGUGGACACCUGCUAUGGAGGCCUGGAAGGGGUCAUGAAGUUGGAUGACCUUGCCUAUGAAAUUAAACCUCUCAAGGAUUCACACAGGUUUGAACAUGUUGUUUCUCGGAUAGUAGCUGAUGUCAGUGCAACAGGGCCUACACAUAGACCAGGACACAAGGAACAUAUAGAUAUCUUCUCUGAAGCAAACUUCAGUAUUGCCCCCAGGAUGUCAGGUAAGGACUAUGCUUCACAUGCAGGUGCUAUAAAAGGCCAUGUUCAAUCUUCCAAAGCUAUGUAUGGCAUUUUCAAUAAUGUUACAAAAUGUGCCAAAUAUAUGGUAGGAUUGUUUAGUAUAGUUGACAGUUUUUUGCGAAGUCUCCAUAUAAAAUACUAUAUUUACCUUUUGACCAUUUAUAACACCAAUGAUCCAGCUACCAUUACUGACUAUAGAGUUCCCGGGGGUGAAAUACACAAUUAUUACAUUGCAAAUUUUUAUGGAACUGUUAGACCUGAUUCAUCCUGCAUAGUUCAUAAAGAUGGGCCACAUGAACUUACUGUUGAACCAGUUUCAGGAAGUAUGUGUCAACCCAACUGCCUAAUUUUUGCUGGGCGUAUUGGUAGACAUUCUUUAGUAGUAGCUACUAUAAUAGCCAAUCGCCUUGGGAGAACUAUGGGUCUGGCUUAUGAUGGAACAUAUUGUAUCUGCCAGAGAAGGACCACCUGCAUAAUGUCCAGGUACCCAGUGAUAACAGAUGCCUUCAGCAACUGUUCCCUUGUGAAUCUACAACAAAUAAUUGGUGUUCCUGAUCAGCUAGCAUGUCUUUUCCAUCAAAAUUGGCAGUAUCUUAAUUAUACUUACACAUUUAGGAGAUGUGGGAACAGCAUAGUGGAGCAUGGAGAGAAAUGUGACUGUGGAUCAUUCAAGCAGUGCUAUGCCAACAAGUGUUGUGAGAGUAGCUGCCAAUUCACGCCGGGAAGCAUAUGUGAUAAAGGAACAUGCUGUACAAACUGCACCUACUCCCCUUCUGGGACAAUUUGCAGAACUAUCCAGAAUAUAUGUGAUCUUCCAGAGUACUGUGGCGGGAACACAGUCAACUGCCCUAAUGAUACUUAUCUGCAAAAUGGCACACCAUGUACAGAAGAGAGCUUCUGUUUCCUUGGAAACUGCACUGACCCCUCUGUGCAAUGCAAGGAAAUCUUUGGUGAACAUGCUCACCAUGCCCAUGAUGCCUGCUAUCAGAUAAAUUCUCAGAAUUUUCGAUUUGGAUAUUGUUUGAGAUCAGCAACAAGUCUCAGAUACACAGCUUGCUCUGUAGACAACAUGCGGUGUGGAAGGUUGCAGUGUACCAAUGUCACCCAUCUUCCACGACUGCAGGAACAUGUUUCAUUCCAUCAGUCACAAAUUUCUGAUGUCCUCUGUUUUGGAUUGGAUGAACACAGUUCAACAGAAACAACUGAUGCUGGGCAGGUGAGAACUGGUACCCCAUGUGGCACUGGAAAGUUCUGUGAUCGUUCUGCUUGCAAUGGGACUAUGACGGCAAUGGGUUAUGACUGUACCCCAGAAAAGUGCAACUUUAGAGGAGCUUGCAACAAUCAGAAGCAUUGUCACUGUCAUAUAGGCUGGGACCCUCCAGAGUGCAAAAACCUAGGCUCUGGUGGGAGUAUAGACAGUGGACCUCCUCCAAGGAAAAUGCACUCAGUAAAACAAAGCAUACAACCAGUGAUAUAUUUACGACUGGUCUUUGCUCGUAUUUAUGCUGUCAUAGCAGCACUGCUCUUUGGGGUAGCCACAAGUGUAAGAACUCUUAGAAUUAUCAAGGAUGAGGAAAUUCCUCAAACUUAG
This is a messenger RNA of Jaculus jaculus (lesser Egyptian jerboa), 2217 nucleotides long. RefSeq names its product disintegrin and metalloproteinase domain-containing protein 21-like. Gene Ontology annotation, molecular function: metalloendopeptidase activity. The record is from RefSeq and is a predicted model, not a curated record. Gene Ontology annotation, biological process: proteolysis; male gonad development. Bases 1 to 2217 code for a protein of 738 amino acids. NCBI's taxonomy places the organism in Eukaryota, Metazoa, Chordata, Mammalia, Rodentia, Dipodidae. Gene Ontology annotation, cellular component: sperm head plasma membrane; plasma membrane; external side of plasma membrane. The transcript has a single exon.